AUGGGGAUCCUGUUCAUCCCUUCCCUUUCCCUUACAGCAGAACCUAUCUCUGCCAGACAGCCAGCUCUGCGACCCCACGUCCACAAGCAGCCCGAGAAGACCACCCGAGUCCGGACUGUCCUUAAUGAAAAACAGCUUCACACCUUGAGGACCUGCUACGCUGCCAACCCCAGACCUGAUGCCCUCAUGAAAGAGCAACUGGUAGAAAUGACUGGCCUCAGUCCGAGGGUCAUCCGGGUUUGGUUUCAAAACAAGCGGUGCAAGGACAAAAAAAGGAGCAUUAUGAUGAAGCAACUUCAGCAGCAGCAACCCAAUGACAAAACUAAUAUCCAGGGGAUGACAGGAACUCCAAUGGUGGCUGCUAGUCCGGAGAGACACGACGGCGGUUUACAGGCGAACCCGGUGGAAGUGCAAAGUUACCAGCCGCCCUGGAAAGUACUGAGUGACUUCGCAUUGCAGAGUGACAUAGACCAACCUGCUUUUCAGCAACUAGUUAAUUUUUCAGAAGGAGGACCCGGUUCCAAUUCUACUGGAAGUGAAGUAGCAUCAAUGUCCUCUCAGCUCCCAGAUACGCCCAACAGCAUGGUAGCCAGUCCUAUUGAGGCAUGAGGAACAUUCAUCCAGAUUUCUGUUGUUGUUGUUUCUGCCCCUACCCUCAGCCCUGUUGGAGAGAGUGGGAUAGUGAUCACGUUGUGACUCCGAAAUUUAGGGGGAUAAAGUGUUUAACAACCCUGUAAUGAACCUAGCAAGGAACCGCUCCAUGAAAUGAACGGAGUCAUGUUUGAAAAGACAAGGUAAUAUGGUAGCAACACUGUGAAGACAAUCAUGGGAUCUUACUCGAAUAAAUACUAAAAAAACCACAACAAACAAACCCUACGCUAUUCAAUGAUCAGAGAAGGAGCAAAAAGACGUUUUCAAAACGUAAAGGAUUUGUACUCGUGGAUCUCAAAAAAAAAAAAAAAGUGGAAAAAAAAUUUCAUUUGACUGCACAUCUUGGGGAGAAACCAAGGUAGAGGGACGUUCUAUCUAGUCCCUCCCAAUCUGAAUGGUGCUGUUUCUAUAUUGGUGAUUGCCUUGCCAAAAGGAGCUCCAGUAGGUUUUCCGUCAUCAGGAAAGAGACUAUUUAUCCCUGCAUUGAUGAAAGAUUCAUUGCAGGAAGGUGGAGCUGCAUUGGUUUGCAAUGUUGUUUUUAGUUGACUCUUAACAAGGGGUUGUUUCCUGGGUCUCUUCUAGCAUGUACUGUAGCGGGGUUUUGAUUUUCUUUGGUUGAGAUCCACCUUCUAUCAAGUCUGAAGCGAUUAAAAAUAGGUUUUUGAAUUCCUCUUUAAAAACCGAUUUAUAAAAGCAUUGCAACAAGGUAUACCUCUAUUUUGCCACAAAGCGUCUCGGGAUUGUGUUUGAAAUGUGUCCGUCCAAGAACCUUCCCCUCCCCCAAAGAUGUGUAUAGUUAUUGGUUAAAACGACUGUUCUUCUCUCUUUCUCUUUCUCUUUCUCUUUCUCUUUCU
Antrostomus carolinensis (chuck-will's-widow) is the source of this 1505-nucleotide messenger RNA. It is a transcript of the gene ISL1, whose product is annotated as ISL LIM homeobox 1. The transcript has 3 exons. Bases 1 to 609 code for a protein of 202 amino acids. Gene Ontology annotation, biological process: positive regulation of transcription by RNA polymerase II; axonogenesis; neuron fate specification. NCBI's taxonomy places the organism in Eukaryota, Metazoa, Chordata, Aves, Caprimulgiformes, Caprimulgidae. Gene Ontology annotation, cellular component: nucleus. Gene Ontology annotation, molecular function: cis-regulatory region sequence-specific DNA binding; DNA-binding transcription factor activity, RNA polymerase II-specific. The record is from RefSeq and is a predicted model, not a curated record.